Haliotis rufescens (red abalone) is the source of this 3319-nucleotide messenger RNA. RefSeq names its product ubiquitin carboxyl-terminal hydrolase 37-like. Lineage: Eukaryota; Metazoa; Mollusca; Gastropoda; Lepetellida; Haliotidae. The transcript has 22 exons. The record is from RefSeq and is a predicted model, not a curated record. Gene Ontology annotation, molecular function: cysteine-type deubiquitinase activity. Gene Ontology annotation, biological process: protein deubiquitination. The coding region runs from base 132 to 3143 and encodes 1003 amino acids.
UCGGAGUUGCAGCAGACCACUUCCGGUAAAGUUACCCGCGAAAAUUGUGGAAGAACUGUACUUGUGUGUAAACCAGUGUUGAUAAAUAAUGAUUAUCUAAUUUCGACUGAUUUUCCAUCUACCAAGACAAGAUGAAAGACCCAGGUCUGUAUGCAGAGGUUCGGGGUAGGGUCAAAUACAAGGGUGUGGGGUCAUACAUUGGCGACUACAAGACAGGCAAAAUGGUAGUGGCACCCGAAGGUGUCCAUUGGAAGUGUCAACUUUGGAUCAACACCAAGAGAGAAAGUCCAGUUGUCAAUUUGCAAAUAAACGAUAAGAUAAAGAGUCUGAUCAACCGACCCGACCGAGUGAUCCUUGACUUAGCCACCGGCUACAACAUUUAUGUGAUAGCAGACCAAAGUGACCUGGCGCACCUCAAAAAGGUGCAGGAAUUGCUUUGCAAUAUCAAACAAGGAAAAACAGUUCAUGUGAGUGAAAACAAGGCUGAAGUUGGUGGCCACAAGAACCAUGUGUUGACAGCUAGUAAUGUCUCACCAAGAACUAACUCCCCAGAUGUGUCUCCAGUAUUCACCAGUGUCAAGGAAAGUAGGGGCUCUAAUGGAGACACUAGCUCUUUAGGACAGUGUCUCUUUGAAGACGAUGAUAUGGAUUCAAAGGAAAAUUAUCACAGUGGUCCAAGGCGGUCUGCUGAAAAGUUCCUCAAGCAAGGUCAGGAGAAGUGCAGGGAGACGCUGAAGUCAUUUGCAGCCUCUGGAUUCUACAGUAGCACUCCAGCUUCACAGAAAAUAUAUUCCAGGACCUAUGAAUCAUCUGCGUCAGUAAAGAGACCAGGGAUGAUGCCACUUAAUCCAACUCCACAAAAACGACCCCGGCUGUUGUCUGACCUCAACUAUUCCUGGGGAAAGAAAGGCAAUCAAGACUCCAAUAACCAACAGCAGUCGCUACUGGGAUUCUCCAACAUCGGUAACACAUGUUACAUGAACGCUAUCCUACAGUCCCUGUUUGGGUUGAAUCCUUUCAGCAAUGAUUUGCUCUACUCCUUCAAGAAGAAAGGACGGUCUUUCUCACCCAACUCUCUGUACUGCUCAUUGGCAAGGCUUGUCAAGAUUCAAAGAAGACCUGGGUCAUCUGAUUACAACAAAAGGGAACUACUCCGCAAUGUGAAAAGUGCAAUAUCAGGAACUGCCAAACGCUUCUCAGGGUACCAGCAACAUGAUGCUCAUGAGUUCCUCAGUCAAGUCCUUGAUCAGCUGAAGGAAGAAAUUGUCAAAUUUAACAAAUCAACACCAAGUCCAACAAGAGACCCAUCAGAAGACAUUGAUCUUGUUAACCCAACCCUCGACAAUUUUGAAUUUGAAGUACUGCACACGAUAACAUGCCUGAAAUGUGAUGAAGAGGUUGCCAAGUCCGAGCAGUUCAAUGAUUUGUCCUUGGAGAUGCCACAAAGAAGUCACCAAGGUUACCCCAAGUCUCUGCAGGAUGCUUUAGAUGUGUUCCUGCAACAAGAAGAAAUUGAUUACACAUGUGCGAAGUGUGGUCACACCAAGUCUAAAGUCAAACACAAGUUCACAAGGAUACCCAGGAUUUUGAUUCUACACCUUAAAAGAUAUGCAUACAGUGCUGCAAUAUCCCUACAUAGCAAGAUGGGUCAGCGGAUAUUCAUUCCAAGCUAUGUGUCCCUGUCCUCUCAUGUUGAUCGUGAUGUCCAGUGCCCUCCACCCAUACCAUGUGUGCUGCCACAGUCUAGUCCCAUGAAGUCCCUGCCAGACUUGGAUGAUCGCAAGGGAGAUCACUCUAGGAGGAAACUUGACUAUACUUCUGACUCAAAGUACACUUUCAAGUCCCUACACAAGCCAGGUGAGGGGAGCACAGACCAAUCAGCCCCUGACACGGAGAGGAGGAGCUCUACAGAUCUGGAAGACAGCAAACUGUUUCCCAGCUUUACAUUGGAUGAAUCUACUGAAGAUGCUGACAUGGCACGUGCCAUUGAGCUAAGUCUACAAGAUGCCAAGAAGCAGGAACAGCAGGAAACUUACAAGGACAGUCCUAGUGAAGAUGAGGACAACAAUAUGAAAGAUGAUGUGAUGGAGAUUAGUCAGCUUCCUAAGGCAGGGCAGCAGAUUGACAUCAGUGCCAGUUUUACAGAGACAGACCUACAACAUAUGACAGAAGAGCAGAGGAUAGAAGUUGCAAUUCAGCAGAGCUUGAUGGAGUCUCAGGGUCCAAGCACAUCCCUCAGCACCUCUGACACUGACCUGAGCAGAAGCCUCAUUGUGAAGGAGUGCAGUGGAGCAUUCCUUGCUUCUCAGACUGAUGAACCAGAGUCGGCAUCUCCAGAAUUUCCUCUAAUUAAGCAGAGAGGUCAAUCAAAAAGGGAGAAAGAAAAUGAGCUUGUUAAUGGUGAAAGCAUGACAAGAGACAGGACAGAGUGUGAGUUGAGGGCAGAUGUUGGUGGUGAAACUAGUCAGGGACAGAUGUGUGUCAGUGGGGUAGAGACUGGUGUGGGGAGGGCUGAGGACAGUGGUACGUUUGAUGAGGUUGAUGGGGCUGUGUUGGAGCAGAUAUUCAGUGAAAAUGAGGAGGAUGUGUUUGGUAGUGAACUCUCUGUGAUAAAGCCAUCUGUAAGGAUAACAAAGGAUGAAUUGACUCCAGGAGAAAUAGAGCACAUAUUUGGAGAUGAAUUGAUGCCCAGAUCAGAAUCACAUAAUGAUCGGGAUAAAGAGAAAACAGACAGGAAAAAAACAGCUCUCAGUGAUGAAGUUGUAGAUCUCACAUGUUGGGAGGAAAAAGAAAAUUUGAAGCCUGAGGUUGAGUCUAAUGGUGUUGCAAAACAGGAUCAUGAAUACCCAGAGGAGCCCACUCAAGAGGAGAUCCUAUUGAUCAAACAGAAACGAUCUCAGAAUGAGAAUGGUGUGUUGCCCUGUUCCUACCGGCUGGUCAGUAUAGUCAACCACAUAGGUCACAGCUCUUCAGCAGGUCAUUAUAUCAGUGACGUGUACAACAUGAAGAGGAAGUCUUGGCUCAGCUUUGAUGAUGCUCAUGUCUCUAAACUGCCGGAAACGGAAAUAAAAACCCGUCGAGAAAGAAGUGGAUAUAUAUUCUUCUAUAUGUGCAAGGAGGUGUUCGAGGAGUUGGAGAGUUGACAUACAGCUUCAGUAUUGAGCAAGGAGAGCUAGAAGAAAGGGUGUUUCUUUUUAAAAAAACAUGUAAUUCAUUUGUACAUUGUCCAUGUAUGAGGCUCUAUUAGAUAUAUUUCUACCAAUGUUCAUAAAAUUAUGUUAUAUUUGAUUGAUAAAAUAACUUAACCAUGAUACCAUUA